Messenger RNA from Closterium sp. NIES-65, 1716 nucleotides. The record is from the annotation of a GenBank genome assembly. NCBI's taxonomy places the organism in Eukaryota, Viridiplantae, Streptophyta, Zygnematophyceae, Desmidiales, Closteriaceae.
AUGUACAUCACCCUCUACUACAUAGUCACCCGGCUCCCUGACUCCCUUCGCUUAGUCAGGGACCACUUCCUCUCAGUUUGCCCCACCACACUCACCGUUGACCUUCUCGAGGAGCGCCUCCUGGCAGCAGAGAAGAGUAUAGUCGCUCCGGCCUCGCUGGCUUCGAGUCGGUCGGAGCGGCGUCUGCCCCUAGCAGGAGACGCCGCACCAGCAAGGGCAAGGGGGGCAAGGGCGCUGGAGGAGCUGGCGGGGGUGGCGGAGGUGGAGGGGGAGGCGGUGGAGGGAGAGGGGGUGGUGGUGGGAGUGGUGGUGGGGGUGGAGGCGUCGGUGGCAGCAGUGGAGGCGGGGGUGGCGGCGGCGGUGCUGGUGGGAGCGGAGGAGGCGGAGGAGGUGGAGGAGGCGGAGGUGGCGGCGGCGGUAGUGGAGUGGGUCGCAGCCCUACGCAGAGAGGUGGCCCCGGUGGUGGACAGCGCCAGCAGCAGCAGCAGCGCACUCGUGAGACCCCUCCCCCCCAGCAGCUUCGUGAGAGGUACGCUGCGCGUUAGCAGGUGCGGGGGUCUGUACUCCACCCAGCGCUGCUUCGGCCGCCUAACGGACGCUUGGCGUCACCAGUUCCCUGACGCCACAGAGAUCCCUCGCUGGGGCGAGCUGUCUAGGGCGGGAUUAGCUAUCUUUGAUCUUGACUUUGAUUCUAUUCUUGCUGCCAUGUAUGCUGUGUCUACUAGUGAUGAGGUUGACUAUUACCUGUGUGUUCCGCUUGACCCGGGCAUUGAGGCUGCUGCUCUAGGUGCUGGUGAGGCUGCUACGCUGGGUACUAGUGAGUCUGCUGCCUCAGGUGCUGGUGAGUCUACGCUCUCAGGUACCACGUCGGCUCAGGCCUCCCACACCUUCACCCUUGACUCGAGUGCUUCCCGCUCCUUCUUUCGAGACCGCACCACACUCACGCCGCUUUGUCGGCCAGUGGUGGUCUCCCUGGCAGACCCCUCUGAUGACCUGCAGCUGUUCUUACAGUGCGAUAGGGCAGACGGUCUCUCACUCUUUGACCUCACCUGUGGCGCCUCUCCUGCCCCUGCUGCUGAUGCCGACGCCACUGUUCGCUCCCAGUGGGCCACGCGCGACGCUGCUGCACGUCUUGCUGUGCGUUGCCACCUCCCUACCUCCGAGCGUGCGCACUUUAGUCAGUACAAGAGUGCUCAGACCUUGUACGAUGCUGUAGUUGCGCGCUACUCCUCCCCUGCCACUACUGCACUGAGCCUCACUCGCCUCCCUGACUCCCUUAGUGUAGUCAGGGACCACUUCCUCUCAGUCUGUCCCACCACUCUCACUGUAAACCUCCUCGAGAAGGCCCUCCUAGCGAUAGAGAAGAGCAUAGUCGCUGUAGGAGCCUCUCGUGGUGACCCGCGCACCCCCAUCUUUGAGGGGUGUUCCCCCUCCCCCCUUCUGCCCUCUGUUGCCUCUGCUGCUGCGGCCGACCUCCUUGGGGCACUGGAGGAGCGAGCGGGGGCGGUGGAGGUGGAGGCGGCGGGGGGAGUGGGGGUGGCGUUGGGAGUGGAGGUGGGAGUGGAGGUGCCGGUGGCGGAAGUGGAGGCGGAGGCGGCGGCGGCGGUGGUGGCGGAGGUGGCGGCGGUGGAGGAGGCGGCGGAGGCGGCGGUAGUAGCGGAGGCGGAGGAGGCGAAGGAGGUGGCGGGGGUGGCGGUGGACCUGGUCGCGGCCUGA